Messenger RNA from Morchella sextelata, 1683 nucleotides. RefSeq lists its product as uncharacterized. Bases 1 to 1683 code for a protein of 560 amino acids. The transcript is spliced from 3 exons. NCBI's taxonomy places the organism in Eukaryota, Fungi, Ascomycota, Pezizomycetes, Pezizales, Morchellaceae. The record is from RefSeq and is a predicted model, not a curated record.
AUGGUGCAGCGUGCAGAGGAGAAUAUCUUUGUUGUUCAAGAGGAGGACGGGCUGCUGGUCGUGGCUGUUUACCAGACCAGACCUACUCCACCCUCCACCACCACCUUGACAGCAGCAGCAGCACGUACAGCAGCAAGACCGAUGGGCCCGCUCCCCCUCCGCCCCCGCCCCUCCAAGCGCCAAAGCGACUGCCCAGCAAACUCGCAAUGGUACGUCUGCUCCGCCGGGCCCGGCUUCCGCGGCUGCUGCUCCACCGACCCGUGCAACUCCGGCAUCUGCCCCGCCGCAAGCCAGCCCGAGGACACGACCACCACCAGCACUGCGCGCGCUACUGCUGCUGCUACGACUGCUACGAUGACGACGAGUCGGGGGGGGAUUGUGGGCACGCCUGUCGCGCGCACGACGACGCUGCCGGUGAGCGGUACGGCGGCGACGUAUCCGACGUAUCCGACGGUGCAGACGGUGCAGACGGCGACGGGGGCGGGCGUGGAGAGUGAGAGUGCGAGUGCGAGUGUGACGACGGGCGGGGGCGGGGGGGUGGUGACGGUGGCGGGCGAGCGGAGCACGAUUACGUUGAAUGCGGGGACGGCGACGGUGACGGGCGCGGGUGGGGGGGCGACGGGGCUGGCGGAUGGGAGCGGUGGCAGUGGCAGUGGACCGAGCAGUGGGGUGAAUGUGGCGCCGAUCGUGGGCGGGGUUGUGGGCGCGGUUGUGGUGGCUGUUUUGGUGCUUGUUGCGGUGGUGGUGGUGGUGAGGCGGAGGCGGAGACGGAGCAGGGAGGGGGCGGUGAAGCAGGGUUUCUUCAGCACCCUCUUCCACUGCACCCACUCCCCCGCCAGUCCCUCCCCCUCCCCCUCCGCCCCUCCCACCAGCUUCUUCGGCCUCUUCGCCAAGAAACCCACCGCCCACCCCCCGCACUCCCCGGGCCUCUCAGACAUGAACAAACACACCCCCCCCCCACCCCCCGCCGAGAUGCCCACGCCCACGCCCACGCCCGCGCACGCGCACGCGGUAGAGCUGGAGUCCGACGCCGUCUCUGCGCCGUCCGAGCUGUCGUCGGGGUCGACGCCGCUCUACCAGAGCAGCGCGUGGACGCCGAGCGCCGUGAGCACGUCGAGCACGGGUGCCGUGCUGUCGCCGAAGCGGGAGACGCAUUAUAGCGAUUCGAGUACGGCGGGCGUGCCGGAGCUGCCGGGGUCGGGGGCGGGCGCGUAUGGUGGGAGUGUGCCGGAGCUGCCGCCGGGGGGGUCGUAUGGUGGCCAUGGCGGGGGGAUGCGGCCGCAGGAGCUGGCGGGGGGGUCGGCGCAUGGGCAGCAGCAUUCGCAGCACUCGUAUGGGCAGCAGUCGUUGGCGCCGCAGCAUUCGCAGCACUCACAGCGCUCCGACGGGCAGCGCUCACAGCCGUCCGGAUUCCUCGGCCCGCACUCGCGCCAGCAGCUGCACGACCACGGCCCGCAACCACCGUCCAGUAGUGGCGCGUCGCAGCCGGGACUGAGGGGCGGAGGGUGGCCGGGCGCGGGUAUGGUCGCCAAUCUGAAUAACAGCUUGAGGAGGAAGACGGGGCGGCAGCAGCAACAGCAACAGCAACGGCAGCAGGGGCAGGGGCAGGAGACGCAUGUCAUGAGCUGGAUGGACUAUGAGUCGGAGCCGGGGAGCUCGGGGCAGGGAGGGGUCAUUCGGUAG